AUGUUUCAGUAUUAUAUAAAAAUUGUUCCAACUCUCUAUCAAAGAAGAGACCUUUCAAUAUUUUCUACCAACCAGUUCUCAGUGACCAAACACAAGGUCCAAGCAUUCGAUAAAGGUCCAUCAGGCGCCCCUGGAAUAUUCUUUAGCUAUGAAUUUUCGCCUAUUAUGAUCAAGUUGACUGAAAAGCCAAGGUUACUAGGGCAUCUGUUCACUCAGUUUUUGUGCAAUAUCAGUGGAGUUUUUAUAUGUUUUUGGAUUAUUGAUAUAUUUAUGUAUAAAGUAUCUAAGGUGUACAAUAUACGCAAGAAACAAUUACCUAAUUCUAAUAACUAA
Messenger RNA from Macrosiphum euphorbiae (potato aphid), 333 nucleotides. The record is from the annotation of a GenBank genome assembly. NCBI's taxonomy places the organism in Eukaryota, Metazoa, Arthropoda, Insecta, Hemiptera, Aphididae.